This is a messenger RNA of Spirometra erinaceieuropaei, 249 nucleotides long. The record is from the annotation of a GenBank genome assembly. NCBI's taxonomy places the organism in Eukaryota, Metazoa, Platyhelminthes, Cestoda, Diphyllobothriidea, Diphyllobothriidae.
AUGGUACGCUACUACUACUACUACUACUACUACUACUACUACUACUACUACUACUACUACUACUACUACUACUACUACUACUACUACUACUACUACUACUACUACUGCCGCUACUACUACUACUACUACUACUACUCCUCCUCCUCCUCCUACUACUACUACUACUACUACUACUACUACUACUACUCCUCCUCCUCCUACUACUACUACUACUACUACUACUACUGGUAUCGGUAUCACCAACAGUAA